Messenger RNA from [Candida] anglica, 2345 nucleotides. The record is from the annotation of a GenBank genome assembly. Lineage: Eukaryota; Fungi; Ascomycota; Pichiomycetes; Serinales; Debaryomycetaceae.
CAACCUGAAAGCAUGAGUUAUAAUUUCAAUAUUCGGCGAUAUAAUCUGACAGAAGUCUCUCAACUCCAUGGAGAACUUUCUUGAUAGUAGGGUCCCAAAAUAGAAACAGUUCAUUCUAACAAAAGAGCCAUAUACUAGCCCAUAUAUACUCCAAUUCAACAUUAGCAUAAAUAUGGCACUCUUCCGCCACAUUAUGUUCUGUUUUUGAAGAAUUUAUCAUACUAGCAAAUUUAAAUAACUGGAUCAUCAUGAAUUUGUGGCUUGGUAUAUUCUGGCUAAUACUAGCUAACACUAUUUACGCAAAACAGAUAGCUGGAGUCUUUACCUCUUUAGAUUCUAUUACUUUCCAAAAUCCCGGUGGAUAUCCUGACAACAUUCCAACAUCACCACUGUGGAUUGCUUCAAUUUCAUGGUUCAUAGACGGCUCGACUAUGAGUGCAGGAGACACAUUUACUUUACACAUGCCUUACGUCUAUAAAUUUACUGCUGCUACUUCGACUGUCAAUUUGAAUGUAAAUAAUGUAGCAUAUGCAACAUGUACAUAUUCUCCCGGGGGUGUCCUAGUCAACUACUCUGAGCUCGAAUGUGUAAUCUCCGACGCAGUAUCAAGUUCAAGCCAGGCAUCAGGGUAUCUUUCAGUUCCCUUUGUCUUCCAAAAUGGAUGGGGGCAUGCACCAAACGAUAUAGAAGCUGCUAAUCAAUUUGUUGCAGGUACUAACUCAGUGGUUUGGACAGAUGGAUAUAAACAAUUAUCCACGACUGUCAACUUUGAUGCUGGUCGCUCUACCUAUUCCACUUCAGAUCAAUUGCCAACGAACCAACUUGUAUAUUCAUCGAAGUCUGAUCCACCUUUACAGAGAAUGAGACACUACGUACUUUCUGGAAGUUGUGGAAAUGACGGAAUGAGAAGCGGUACAUUUGGAUUAACUUUCAGUGCCAAUACCAUCGACUGUACACAAGCAUACGUAGGAAUAACGAACGAUGUGAAUGACUGGUUUUAUCCAAAAUCAUACCAACCAUAUACUGUAUCGGGUCUGUGUCAAGACAGCUCAUAUGUUGUCACAUAUAACAACAUCCCUGCUGGUUAUAGAGUCUUCAUGGAUUUAUUUAUCAAAGAACCAGCAAAUAGUGGAACAGUAUCAUACACAAAUACGUAUUUCUGUGGGGAUUCCCAAACAGAAACCAAUAGUGAUGCUUCAGUUAAUUGGGGUCCUGUCAAAGUUGGACCUGUUGGAGGAGCUGGACAAGUAAUCCAGUUAGUUACAAAGACUUGGACCGGAAGUGUCACCGAAGUUACAACAUUACCAUAUACUUCAGAUGUUGAUUACACGAAAACAAUCGAAAUUGAUCUCCCAAUACCAACAAUUACAACUACAUUGACAGGAAGUGAUAACGAAAUUAGAACAAAAACAUUUCCCGGUACGCCAGGAGGAACCGGGACUGUAGAAGUAUUCACUCCACCACACUUGACUACUGUCACCACUCCAUGGACCGGAACUAGUACUUCCUACAGCACUGUCACUCCAUCUAACUCCGAUGGAACCACCACUGUAGAAGUCUACACUCCACCACACUUGACCACUGUCACCACCCCAUGGACUGGAACUACCACUUCUUACAGCACUAUCACUCCAUCGAACUCCGAUGGUACUACCACUGUUGAGGUCUACACUCCACCACACUUGACUACUGUCACCACCCCAUGGACUGGAACUACCACUUCUUACAGCACUGUCACUCCAUCGAACUCCGAUGGAACCACCACUGUAGAAGUCUACACUCCACCACACUUGACCACUGUCACCACCCCAUGGACUGGAACUACCACUUCUUACAGCACUGUCAUUCCAUCCAACUCCGAUGGAACCACCACUGUUGAAGUCUACACUCCACCACACUUGACCACUGUCACCACCCCAUGGACUGGAACUACCACUUCUUACAGCACUGUCAUUCCAUCCAACUCCGAUGGAACCACCACUGUAGAAGUCUACACUCCACCACACUUGACCACUGUCACUACCCCAUGGACCGGAACUACCACUUCUUACAGCACUGUCAUUCCAUCCAAUUCUGGCGGUACCACUACUGUUGAAGUUUUCACCCCAUUUACAAGCUCCUCUCUAUCAAGCUCCUUGUCGCACUCUGUUCCAGGUUUCUCAUUCUCAUGGUCUAAUUCGUCGUACUCACAUGGUAAAACGAUGGAGUUGUCUACACCAUCAACUGCUGUUUCUUCUCUUAGCUCCGUUGUUGGUAUUUCAACUAGUGUGAUGGAGCCUUCCAUGAUUACUGCUAGCACAACUGUAAUAUCUGGUGCUGUAGGCGGUGAAACACCAAUUUCAUAA